ACUUUACAUGUAUGAAUUGAACAAAUCGCAAUUUAACAAUAUUGUUGGAUACUUUUAAAAACGAAUUCAAAAUUUCACGAAUAAUCAAACAAAGUGAUGUUUUUCAUUCAUAUCAAAAUCUAAAAUAUUUUCAAACAUUAAAAUGACACAACCAAAGAAAACAAUAUUUGUUACCGUUGGCACUACCAAAUUUGAUGAGUUAAUCGCGACAAUGCUUAGUCGCGAAAUUUUAGAGGCAUUAUCGUCAAAGGGAUAUUAUGAAAUCAUUUUACAAAUUGGCAAAACAUCGUUUGUACCAGAUUGCAGCUCACGUUAUGGUUUUGUUAAUAUAGAAUAUUUCAAUAUGACUGCAAAUAUACUUUCUUAUGUACAAAAUGCUGAUCUUAUUAUAAGUCACGCAGGAGCAGGAAGUAUUCUAGAUGCUUUAGAAUGUAAGAAAAAUUUAAUUGUAGUUGCAAAUCAAAGUUUGAUGGAUAAUCAUCAAUUAGAAUUAGCUGAACAACUUUAUAAGGAUGGAUAUUUAUACUAUUGCACUUGCGAAACUUUAUUAAAUACUAUCCAAACUAUGAAUUUUAGUAAAUUAAGACCUUUUGUUAAUGAAAGGAGUAAACAAAUUGCUAAGCUUAUAGAUCAAAUAAUGGGAUUUUCAUCAUAAAGAGAAGUUUGAAAGAUAUUCAAGAAAUAACUUUUUUUACUUUUUAUUUACAACAAACAAUGAAUUUAAAAGAUUAAUAUUGAUAUUUUGUUUAAUAUAUAUUUAGAUUUUUAAUGUUUUAUAAUAUGGAUAUACAACAGCUUUAAUUAUUUAUUACAACAACAAUUACAAGAUAUAGCUUUAAUAUAAUUUACAACAAUAUAAUAAGAAUUAACUGUUCCUUAAAAUUAUGAUGUAGUAGCAUAGAAAAAUUUAUUAAUUAAUUUCUUAUUAAGAAAAAUGGUAACGAAGAAUAAUGGCAGUUAUUGUUAGAUACAUUUUAUAGCAUCUUUGGACAAUUACUAAUUGUUGAAAUAAAAGCUAUAUCAGUAAAAAUAUUUUCUAAAUACUGUACAAUAUUAAAAUAAAUUUAGUUUUUCAACAGA
Frieseomelitta varia is the source of this 1080-nucleotide messenger RNA. It is a transcript of the gene Alg13, whose product is annotated as UDP-N-acetylglucosamine transferase subunit ALG13 homolog. The transcript has 2 exons. Lineage: Eukaryota; Metazoa; Arthropoda; Insecta; Hymenoptera; Apidae. Bases 143 to 655 code for a protein of 170 amino acids. Gene Ontology annotation, molecular function: hexosyltransferase activity. Gene Ontology annotation, biological process: dolichol-linked oligosaccharide biosynthetic process. The record is from RefSeq and is a predicted model, not a curated record.